UCCUGCCCGGCCGGCGGAACCGCUGCACUCGGGCUGUUGGAUCAACGCGGGGUGGAGUGUCCGCGCUUGAGGCUCUGGGACAGUCCUGGGACACAUAGCCGAGGAGUCGCAUUCACUGGCUGCAGACCCCGGGGAAGGCUCCCUGAGUACGGACUUGCUGCAGGAACCCACGGACAUUUCCAGCCCAUAACUGAGGUGCAGGUUGACUUCCACUUUAUCUCUGAAGCCUCUUCCUUGAAGCACAGCACUCCUUCUGGUGACAGUGCUCCCACUAUACGGGAAGAUGUUGCCGGCGCUGGAUCAGAUCUUCGCUCUGGACCGCAGCUGGAUACGCACCUCCCUGUGGAGUGCGGUCAUCGGCCUGCUCCUGGCCGCCUUCAUCAAGGUCAUCUUGGACUUUGCCGCUCUGCUCAGGAACUUCCAUGAGAAUUCCAACAAGCUGAAGUGCUUCGGCAGCCCUCCAAAGCGCAACUGGUUCAUGGGACACCUGGGAAUGGUUAAUCCAGAUGAGGAAGGAAUGCAAACGAUUACACAGCUGGUGUUAAAGUUCCCACUCGUCAUGAAGACCCGAUUUGGACCCCUGAUACACUUAAUGCAUCUGUUUCACCCCGAUUACAUUAAACCUGUCCUCCUGGCCUCAGCUUCUGUCGCCCUGAAGGACGAACUCUUCUAUGGCUUCCUCAGGCCUUGGUUGGGCGAGGGGCUGCUCAUCAGCCAAGGGGAGCGAUGGGCUCGACACCGCCGACUGCUCACCCCCGCCUUCCACUUCGACAUCCUGAAGCCCUACGUCAAAAUCUUCAAUCAGUCCGUCAACAUCCUGCACGACAAGUGGGGCCGGCUGAUAUCGGACGGGGUGCUCUCCCUGGAGAUGUUCGAUCACAUCAGCCUGAUGACUCUGGACAGUCUCCUGAAAUGCACCUUCAGCUAUGACAGCAACUGCCAGCUGCAGUCCAGUGACUACAUCAGUGCCAUCUAUGAGCUGAGCACGUUGGUGGUGAAGAGGGAACGGUGUUUACUGCAUCACAUCAACUUCAUCUACAAGCUCUCGUCCAACAGCAAGCGGUUCGACCGCGCCUGUGACCUGGUGCACUCCUAUUCCAUGGGCGUGGUCCAGCAUCGCCGGGAGAUCCUGAAGGAACAGGGAAUGGAGACUUGGCUUAAAGCCAAGCGCAGCAAAGUCAUGGAUUUCCUGGACAUCCUUCUGCUGUCGAAGGAUGAGAACGGCCACGGUCUGACGGAUGAGGAGAUCCAGUCGGAGGCUGACACCUUCAUGUUUGAGGGUCACGAUACGACAGCGAGUGGGAUCUCCUGGGUGCUGUACAAUCUCGCCAGGCAUCCUGAGUACCAGAGCAAGUGCAGAGAGGAGAUCGAGCUGCUGAUGAAGGGGAAAGAUGUCGAGGAGCUGGAGUGGGAUGACCUCUCACUGAUGCCGUUCACCACCAUGUGCAUCAAGGAAUCUCUGCGCCUGCACCCACCAGUCACCACCGUGGCUCGCUGCUGCACUGAGGACAUCAAGCUCCCUGACUCCAGGGUCAUUCCGAAGGGGAACACCUGCCUGAUCAGCAUUUACGGAACUCACCACAAUCCUGCGGUCUGGCCAGAUCCUGAGGUGUACGACCCGUCCCGCUUUAACACGGAAAACUCGGACAAGAGAGCUCCGUAUGCCUUCAUCCCGUUCUCCGCCGGUCCAAGGAACUGCAUCGGACAGAACUUUGCCCUGGCUGAAAUGAAGGUGACAGUCGCACUGACCCUGUAUCGGUUUGAACUGGCGCUGGACACAUCCCAGGAGGUGCGCAGGAAACCAGAGCUCAUUCUUCGGACCGAGGAGGGGAUCUGGCUCAAAAUGAGGCAACUGCCGGGGCGAGAAAUGCGGACAGGAUCCCAGCAACCUGUGGAAUGAAAACGGCGGGCAGGAUGGGAAGAGGUUCUUUCAUUGUUUUUGAUCAGCAUGGGUGGAAAAUGCAGGGGAGUUCUUGUUUUGUGUUGUGAUUGAAGGAUGAAAUGUCACCGGUGUGACUCAAGUUUCUUGCAGCGUUCUUACCCCAGUCUCUGCGGACCAGGUUGUUCCCGAGGACCAACUGCCUUAUGGUCACUGACUGGCUUUCUUGAAUAAUUGUGGAAUCAAAUAAAAUUUCUUUAUAGUGUUUCAA
This is a messenger RNA of Pristis pectinata (smalltooth sawfish), 2150 nucleotides long. RefSeq names its product ultra-long-chain fatty acid omega-hydroxylase-like. The record is from RefSeq and is a predicted model, not a curated record. Bases 284 to 1900 code for a protein of 538 amino acids. NCBI's taxonomy places the organism in Eukaryota, Metazoa, Chordata, Chondrichthyes, Rhinopristiformes, Pristidae. Gene Ontology annotation, molecular function: oxidoreductase activity, acting on paired donors, with incorporation or reduction of molecular oxygen; heme binding; iron ion binding. The transcript has 14 exons.